ACUGACAUGUACAUAACCUAAUCCGUGUAUUCGAUAAAAACUAGAUAAUUUGAGUUUUUGUUAAUUUAAAAUACAUUUACAUGUUCUUUUAUUUUUAAAACUUUCAGUAAACCGUGAUUAUUUUUACUUUUCAAAGAGAGAAAUUGAUUACUCUUUUUUUAAAACUAUAUUAAAUUUUUUCCUAAAAUUUUGAUUUCCAUUUCCCCUACCUACCUAGAGUAAAAUGGCUAAAAAUACAUCAAAAGUAGGAAAAAAAACGAAUGAGGAAAUCUUUGCUGGUUUCCAAACUCUUCGUAAUGAACAACGUCAAUUAGGGAGUAAAAUAUCAGAAUUACAAAUGGAGUUAAACGAACAUAAGAUCGUAAUUGAGACUUUGCGGGGAGUGGAGUUGACCCGUAAGUGUUUCCGGAUGUUUGGGGGCGUGCUUGUCGAACGCACCGUAGCUGAGGUGUUGCCAGAGCUGAUCAGCAAUUAUGAACAGCUACCUAAGGCCAUCCAGUCCCUAGAAGACCAACUCACUCAGAAGGGAGAGGAGAUCAAUAAAUACAUUGAGGAACAUGAUAUUCGCAUCCAACGUGCUGAUCGCACCAUGCCUGAACCACCUCCAGAGCAAUCCACCUCUACCAAGUCUAAUGUGCUAGUUGCUAGCGGUUAACUAUACUGAUCCUUUCAUUUCAUAUAGCUGUCGCAGUGUAUUGACAGUGAGACUAGUCCUACAUUUGCCUAAAGCAGUGUGAGGUAGUACUGGGAAACUUUUUAUUAUUAACAAUACUAUUACGGUGUGGCUUGAUAAAUUAGUUCUGGCUGAUGUUUAGGGGCAAGGGGGGCAAACAUGGUAUUAUGAAGCAGUACUUUAUGAAUAUGAUGACAAGAAAAGGAAAAUCUAACUGAAUAUCCACCUCAACCAGAUAAAUAAAUCAUUUUAGUGUGACAAUACUCCAAGACACUUAACCAGAUAUUUAAAGAAAGGAAUACUACUGCGAAAACUCCACAGAGAAUAAUUAAUUCCCCAGCUGAAUGUGCUCAAAUAAUGUGGAAUUAAACUCAAUAAACAGUUUUUUCAGGCAGUAGAAUAUGAACCCUUGUCUAGUGGAAAGUAGUAUGAUAAUAAACUUUAAUAAUAAAAUAGAUCUUGAACAACUUUUCAACACUUUUCAUGGAAUAUGUAAUACAAAUGCAGAGAAGCAGUCUCUUUGUCCCAACAAUUAUGAGAAUAGCUUCAUUUAAGAAGUCAAGACAAUAUGGAGUUUUUUGUUGUUGUCCUCACCAUUCUUUAACAAUGUCUAAGGUGACAGUGAUAUAUUUCUUUUAUUGCUUUGAAUGUUUAAACUCUAAACAUUAAAGUAAUAUAUGAGAGAAAAAUAAUUUAAAUAGUAAAAUGUUUUCCACAUUGUGCUAUAUGUAUAUUCCCAAUGCUGUCACAGCAUCUGAAGCUCACCUAUGCAGAGUCAAUGUGAUUGGUAGGCAACUGUAAUAAGUAGAAAUAUCACUGAAACCUUGAGAGUAUUGUUUAACUGUGUACAUAGCUUUAAGGUUUACUGCUAUUUUGAAGUGUUUGGCCAGUUAACAAGCCUGAAUGCCUGAAUUUUUUAUUUGCCCUUGUCGACGAGCAUACGGCUCACUAUUGCCAGGGGUAGAGCCAACUUACUGCCAACAAUUUGAAUGAUAUACUAUACACAUGUCCGAGUUCAGAGAUGAACUAUGGCAAUCAGGUAAUAACUUUGUGUAAAAAGUCUCAACUGAAAAGUUAAUAAGUUUGGAUAAUUUAUUACUUGCACCAUACUCUAAGUGAGCAUGGUUAGAUUAUUACCUUAUUUCUAUGGACAACUAUACAAUAUAAUUAAAACUUCCUAUACUCUUAGCAGGAUGGUGACAUUCAUAAUGUUGUCAGAGGUCUGAUAAAAUUUUAAUACCAGGUGGGAUAUCACAAUAAAACAGUGACAACUUUUUCUGUUUCAUCAGGUGAAUUUUAAUAUGAUUAUAAAACAUGAUCAUGGCUAGAUUCAUAUUUGGUUUUAAUUUUGGAACCUUAAAAUUUAUUGUUACUUAAAAUAAAAAUAGCCAGGAAUAACAAGAAACUUUAUUUUAUAAUAUAGAAAAGAAUAACUAAACAAAAAAAAGUGUACUAAUAUUUAUUUCAUGUAAAGUAAUUUUGUAUAAAAUAUAUUUCUGAAAAAUUCAUUUUUGUAGUUUGGACUUGUAAGGGUCUGACGACUAAUCUCCAAUACUGUUGAUACCACAGAGGAUAACAAACAAUUGGCACGCAAGUCCUUUCGUUGAUAUGUUUAUUGUAAUCCAAACUUUACAUUUAGUCGGGCCCUGCCUUCUUACCUCCAUGUAUCAGGUGGGGUAUUAGAAACCACAGUGGAUGGAUUUAGGUUUUUUUACAAUGUUUCCACUUAAAAUAGUUCUGAGUGUUGUGCUGGCGAACUAUGGCGUCUAGUGGAGCCGCACGGCGGGCGCCACCAACAUCCAUUUUAUUCCAAGAAGCAGUUACAUUCAGGUAAAGGCAACCUUCAAAAGCAAUUGAGAUUUCGAACUCAUAUUUCUAGGAACGAAAUUAAGUAGAAUGAAUAGAAGGCCAUACAGUUAGUUGGGCAAGCAAUUCGCAUAAUAUCCCGCGCACAACACAUCUAAAUGUCCUACAAUUUAACAGCUUUGACUGUUCCUCAAGUUUGUUGAUAUACCAGUCAUAUAUGAUGAUGUUCUAUGAUAAUCCAAAAUAAUUGCAAUUUAACAUUCUGCAUUCCGUUAGCAUUGUGUUCUGUCCGUGAGAGGCGCAGCCGGAGCCCGGUGUGAGAAGAUUCUAAUGUCGCAUUUGAUUAACAUGUAUUUAAAUUAUAAUAAAAUUUGAAGACUUAA
Molecule: messenger RNA, 2862 nt
Organism: Bombyx mandarina (wild silkworm)
Lineage: Eukaryota; Metazoa; Arthropoda; Insecta; Lepidoptera; Bombycidae
Gene: Pfdn2
Product: prefoldin 2
Biological process (GO): protein folding
Cellular component (GO): prefoldin complex
Source: RefSeq, a predicted model, not a curated record